Molecule: messenger RNA, 501 nt
Organism: Pterocles gutturalis (yellow-throated sandgrouse)
Lineage: Eukaryota; Metazoa; Chordata; Aves; Pterocliformes; Pteroclidae
Gene: HOGA1
Product: 4-hydroxy-2-oxoglutarate aldolase 1
Exons: 3
Biological process (GO): N-acetylneuraminate catabolic process
Molecular function (GO): 4-hydroxy-tetrahydrodipicolinate synthase activity; N-acetylneuraminate lyase activity
Source: RefSeq, a predicted model, not a curated record
AUGGCGCUCAGCACCCUCCUCGCCUCAUCCCUCCGGCCCGCCCUGGCAGCUCUGCGUCGAGCAGCCCCUGGGCAGUGCCAGGGGCUCAGCACCCCCCCAGGACUGGGGCACACACUCGACCUCAGGGGCAUCUUCCCGCCCCUCUCCACCCCCUUCUCACACACGUGGGAGGUGGACUAUGCCCAGCUGGAGGGGAACCUGCGCCGCUAUGCCAGCAUCCCCUUCCGAGGGCUGGUGGUCCUGGGCUCCAACGGGGAGUACCCAUACCUGUCACCCCGUGAACGGCUGGAGGUGGUGGGCUGCGUGCGCCGGGCUCUGCCCAGGAACUGCCUGCUGCUGGACUGCCUGCUGCUGGCUGGCUCGGGCUGCGAAUCCACCCAGGCCACCAUCGAGCUGACGGUCAGCAUGGCAGAGGCGGGGGCCAAUGUGGCACUGGUUGUGACACCCUGCUACUACCGGGGGGCCAUGACCAGCGCUGCCCUGGUCCAGCACUACACAGAG